AUGGGUAUGGUUGACCUUCUCUAUCGGAUUCGCCACUCACUACUCGUUCAAUGGCUAACCAUCUGUCUCGGGACAUACACAGUUCACGCCGUUCUUUCACAGCCCUCGAGGCGCACACCCUCGCGGUCUGCUCUUUCCCCCGGUCCUGACCAUGCGAGCAUUCCCGUAUCGUCCACCUCCCACCCGGACAACCCGGUUCCGGAGGAGCCCCGCGGCGUUCGGUCGCUAUCUAUCACCGACAUAAACUUCAGUACAUCCUCUCUGUCUCUCUCCUCGCCAGACACCGACUCUACUGGCUCAGAGACACCCUCUGUCCAGACUCCUGCCACGGAUUUCCAGUCCGACGUUGAGGACUUUGCCGGGAAGUCUUCCAUUGAUGAUGGUCCAGAGAAGCAGCGCCGUGCAUCCACGGUGCUUAUCUCCCAGAACUCCGAGGACAUGAGGCGUGUGCUUGAAAAUGUGGGAUCCAGCGGUACCCAGAAGCUCCAGCCUCUUUGCUGCGGUGGUGGAUGCUGCCGUAGCCAGCCAUUGGCGCGCAUCGCUGCCCCGGCCCCCAGUGGGGAUACCGUGACUCCUCCAGAUAACAAGGCCUAUCACGGCCUGGAGCUGCGGGUCGAUUAUCUCACAAUGGACAGUGAGCUGACCAACAUCGCCGAUCUGCCGGAGAAGACUGUCUCCUUCUCCGCCAUCCCAGCGUCGGCCGUGGACAUGCAAUUGGGCCCUGCCGACCAUCCCCCUCCUUUCGUGCAGCCCCACCCCCCAUAUAACGUCUACCGGGCUCCCGUGUUUCAUGCGCGCGAGCUGACCCAGGGCGGUGCGGAGAAGAGGACCUUCCACUUUGAUAUCGACGUGACCGACUAUCCUACCGAGAGCGGCGACGUUGACUUUGUCGUGGGUGGCGCCAUUGGAGUGUGCCCCCGGAACAAGGACGAGGAAGUCGAUGACAUCUUCAACCUGCUGGGUGUUCCCAAGUCCAUCCGCGACAAGAAGAUCACCGUUCGCACCGCGAACGGCCGCUGGCCCACUAUCUGGGGCGACGACCAGCCCCGUGAGCUCAUCACGACCCGCAGGGAGCUGCUCAACUGGUGCUCUGAUAUCCAAAGCUAUGCCCCCACCAAGGCUCUGUUCCGCUUGCUCGCCGAAUACGCGAGCGAGCCCAGCGAAAAGAAGAUCCUCAUGUUCCUGGCCUCCGCCCAAGGCCAGGGUGCGUUCUGUGACCUGCGCACUAGCUCGCACAUCACCGUCUCCCAGCUGCUGCACGCCUUCCCCUCCUCCCACCCUCCCCUGGACCACCUCCUGUCCGUCCUCAACACCCUCAUGCCUCGCUUCUACUCCCUCUCCCAGGACCCUCUCCUCUCCUGCAAGCAGAAGGGCACGGAGACCCGUCGUCUGGUCGAAAUCGCCGUCUCCGUCGCUGAAUCCAACGAUUGGAAGGGCGGUUUCCGGACCGGCGUGGGCUCCGGUUACCUCGAGCAGGUUGCCCGCCAGGUGAUCGAGGCCGAGAAGAAGGGCAUCGACCCGCACACCCUCGACAUCCACAUCCCCAUGUUCCGCGGCCUGAUGGCCAACCCGCUGGCGAAGCGGUUCGCGUCCGACGGCCCCAUGCUCCUGAUCGGCGCGGGCGUGGGCAUUGCUCCGUUCCGCGGCUUCGUGCAGCGCCGUCUGCAGUCCGCCAACUGCGCGAACAAGGUCUGGGUGUUGCAGGGCGUCCGCGACUCCCUGCUGGACGAACUCUACCGUGGCGAGUGGGGCGUCGAAGAAGAGAAGGUCCGCACGGUCGUCCAGAGCCGUCGUGGCGAGAGCAAGUACGUCCAGGAAGAGGUCCGCAACCAGGCCGAUCUGGUCUGGUACGUUGUCAACGCCCUGGACGGACGUGUCUUUGUCUGCGGCAGUGGAAAGGGCAUGGGCGAGGGCGUCGAGGCCGCUUUGGUCGACGUCGCCAUGGCUAAGGGUAACCUUAACAUGGAGGAAGCGAAAUUGUUCUGGGAUAACAAGAAGGAGGCUGGACAGUACAUUGCCCACCGACUAAUUCUCCCAACAGGAAACCUGGUAAUUGGUCUGUUGGCAACAGUAUAUAUACUAGAUACCUUUGUAACUGUCUGCAAGCCUGCAACCGGCUGGAAGGGAGCCUGGGAGUUGCAGCGGGAUAGUAUCAUAGUACUGCUAUGGAUGGAGAAGGAUGUCGGAUACCCAUUUCGCUCCCACAAUUACGAAAAGAUAACCCCCAGGUUGAGAUCUGAUCAGGAGAUAUAUCUGCUUCCUGUGCUAUCUUAA
Molecule: messenger RNA, 2274 nt
Organism: Aspergillus heteromorphus CBS 117.55
Lineage: Eukaryota; Fungi; Ascomycota; Eurotiomycetes; Eurotiales; Aspergillaceae
Product: FAD binding domain protein
Exons: 4
Coding region: 1-2274 (757 amino acids)
Biological process (GO): homocysteine metabolic process
Cellular component (GO): cytosol
Molecular function (GO): [methionine synthase] reductase (NADPH) activity; FMN binding; flavin adenine dinucleotide binding
Source: RefSeq, a predicted model, not a curated record